Myiozetetes cayanensis is the source of this 1920-nucleotide messenger RNA. It is a transcript of the gene SCNN1D, whose product is annotated as sodium channel epithelial 1 subunit delta. Gene Ontology annotation, molecular function: ligand-gated sodium channel activity. The coding region runs from base 1 to 1920 and encodes 639 amino acids. Gene Ontology annotation, biological process: sodium ion transmembrane transport. Gene Ontology annotation, cellular component: membrane. NCBI's taxonomy places the organism in Eukaryota, Metazoa, Chordata, Aves, Passeriformes, Tyrannidae. The transcript is spliced from 12 exons. The record is from RefSeq and is a predicted model, not a curated record.
AUGGAGCAGGGAGCAGCAGAAGGGAAGGAGGAAGGUCUGAUCGAGUUCUACGACUCCUUCAAGGACAUGUUCGAGUUCUUCUGCAAGAACACGACCAUCCACGGCACCAUCCGCCUCGUGUGCUCCGGCAGCAACAGGAUGAAGACGGCCUUCUGGACCCUGCUGCUCCUGGCCAGCUUUGGGAUGCUCUACUGGCAGUUUGCUCUCAUGUUCAGCCAGUACUGGGCCUACCCCGUGGUCCUGACCAUGUCCAUGCACUCCGAGCCCAAGAUGUUCCCAGCCAUCACCAUCUGCAACCUGGAUCCCUACAGAUUUGAGCUGGUCAGUGAGCACUUGGUGCAGCUGGACCGCAUGGCAGAGGAAUCCAUCACCUUCCUGUACGGCAUCAACACCUCAGCCAGGCUGUUCCACAUGAAUGAUGGCAACAUCCACGUCAAGGACUUGCCCAGCAUGGGCAACCUCAGCAGGUCGAGCUUCAAGCUGAGCCAAAACUUCUCCCUCCUGAGGACGACCGACCUGAGGUCGGGGAAGAAACAUUCCAGCGUGGGCUUCAGGCUGUGCAAUGCCACGGGUGGGAAUUGCUUCUACAAGACCUAUUCCUCGGGGAUGGACGCGAUCCUGGAGUGGUACAGGUUUCACUACAUGAACAUCAUGUCCCAGCUGCCGGUGAUAAUCAACAUUUCCGACCACGAGGAGCAAAUAGAAGACAUGGUCUACUCCUGCCAGUACGAUGGGGAGCCCUGCAGGCCCAGUGACUACGUCCACUUUCACCACCCCGUCUUUGGGAGCUGCUACACUUUUAACAGCAAGGGAACAGACCCUUUUUGGACAGCUACAAAACCAGGAAUUCCUUAUGGCCUUUCCCUGAUCCUGAGGGCGGAGCAGAAGGAUCACAUCCCGCUCCUGUCCACGGUGGCGGGCGUGAAGGUGAUGAUCCACAACCACAACCAGACCCCCUUCCUGGAGCACGAGGGCUUUGACAUCAGGCCAGGCAUUGCCACCACCAUUGGCAUCCAGCAGGAUGAGGUGAAUCGCCUGGGUGGCAAUUAUGGGAAAUGCACAACUAAUGGGGAUGAUGUGGAUGUGAAGCUGCUGUACAACAACUCCUACACCCUGCAGGCUUGUUUGCAUUCCUGCUUCCAGCACAUCAUGGUCCAGAAAUGUGGCUGUGGCUACUACUACUACCCCCUGCCCCCUGGGGCUGAGUACUGUGACUACAACAAGCAGCCUGCCUGGGGGCACUGCUUUUACCAGCUCUACAACAGGCUCAGAAAUCACCACCUGAACUGCUUCGAGCAGUGCCCCAAACCCUGCAGGGAAAACCUGUACAAGGUGUCUGCUGGGACAGCAAAAUGGCCAUCAGCAAAGUCUCAGGACUGGGUCCGCCAGGCUCUGAGGCACCAGAAUGGGUAUAACUCCACCAGCAACAGGAAGGACAUUGCCAAGGUGACCAUCUUCUACCAGCAGCUCAACUACCAGUCUGUGAACGAGUCUCCUCUGCUCUCAGAGAAUCUGCUGCUGUCCAGCAUGGGGAGCCAGUGGAGCCUCUGGUUUGGCUCCUCGGUGUUGUCUGUGGUUGAAAUGUUUGAGCUGCUCAUCGACACGCUGGUCCUGUCUCUCCUCUUCUGCUACCAAAGGCUCAGGUCCAAGAAGACACUGAGAGUGGCUCACACUGCCACUGUCCCCAGCGUGAGCCUGGCCCUGGAGAACUACAGAGCUGUGCAGGAAGAGGCUGGAAAAGGGGAGGAUUCUGCUCAGCCUCCCUGCUCUGGGGUGGCUGUUGCCAGGCACAGCAGUGGGGACCUGCACCUUCACCCUCCCUCCAGCAAGGUGGGAAUGCCUGAGAGUUGCCCUGAGGUGGUGCUGGAUGGGUUUAGGGACACAAGGGACAGCAAUCUGGGAGGGGAACCGAAGAGCUGA